This is a messenger RNA of Bicyclus anynana (squinting bush brown), 800 nucleotides long. RefSeq names its product N-alpha-acetyltransferase 80 (gene Naa80). The record is from RefSeq and is a predicted model, not a curated record. The transcript has 2 exons. Gene Ontology annotation, cellular component: cytoplasm. The coding region runs from base 150 to 758 and encodes 202 amino acids. Gene Ontology annotation, biological process: protein acetylation. Lineage: Eukaryota; Metazoa; Arthropoda; Insecta; Lepidoptera; Nymphalidae. Gene Ontology annotation, molecular function: acetyl-CoA binding; N-acetyltransferase activity.
GACAGCUAAAAAUAGGUUAGUUCUUUUUCCGCAGGCAUGGAAAGCGUUAGAGCCACUUGUGGUUUUUUCAUUGAAAAAGAAAAUGUGUUAACACAUAAUUAUACUGGGAAACAUUACCUGAUUUCGAACAGCAAAAUUUAUAAGGGAAAAUGGAUUUUGAACAUCUAGAAGUGUUGCCACUUCACAAGUACCCACAUUAUCUGAUGCCAUGCUGCGAGCUUAUAAACAAUGAAUGGCCACGGAGUGAAAAAGCAAGGAUUAUGUCACUUGAAGCCUCUUGCGACGAAUUACCUACCAGUUUAAUAUUGAUAAAUAAAGAAAAACUUCUUUGCGGACAUUGCAAGCUCACACCUAUACCUAUUAUGCCAAAUAGCUGUUUUUUGGAGACCGUGGUUAUACGCAAGUCGAUGCGCGGCAAAAGAUUGGGUACUUUUCUAAUGCAGAAAGUCGAGGAUUAUUGUAAAAACGUUCUAAAAUUAGAGACGAUUCAUUUAUCGACUAAAGGUCAAGAAGAUUUUUAUGCUAAGUUAGGGUACGAAGUUUGCGCGCCUGUUAGUAUUUACGGAAGUAGUAUUAAUUAUAUCAGUUUAAGGAAUUCUAGCAAUAAAACCACCUCAGUGCCAAUACGGAAUAUCGAUAAUAGUGUUGCUACUAUCGAUAAAAAUACAGCACCGCCACCCCCACCGAUGCCAAAACCACAAAAUAUUAUUAAUACUCUUCAAAGUAACAGAACUUACAUGUUUAAAUAUUUAAUUUGAUAUACAAGGUUUUUUAUUUUUAAUAAAACACAUUCAGUCUUA